Leucoraja erinaceus (little skate) is the source of this 2617-nucleotide messenger RNA. It is a transcript of the gene cstf1, whose product is annotated as cleavage stimulation factor, 3' pre-RNA, subunit 1. Gene Ontology annotation, molecular function: RNA binding; protein binding. Lineage: Eukaryota; Metazoa; Chordata; Chondrichthyes; Rajiformes; Rajidae. Gene Ontology annotation, biological process: mRNA 3'-end processing. Gene Ontology annotation, cellular component: mRNA cleavage stimulating factor complex. The transcript is spliced from 6 exons. The record is from RefSeq and is a predicted model, not a curated record. Bases 198 to 1493 code for a protein of 431 amino acids.
GCCUCACCGCGGACACGGCUUCAGCCCCGGCACCGCACCAGGUCUUGCCGCGUCCCCAGGCUCUGCACCGCACCAGGCCUCACCGCGGCCACGGCUCCAGGCCCUGCACAGCAACAGGCCCCGCCUUCAACCACCACACCGCUUCAGGUCGAGGGAUAAUUAUACCAGGAUAAUUGUAUGCAAGGAAGACACAAGAAAUGUAUCGACCCAAAGUUACUUUAAAGGACCGGCAGCACCUUUACCGACUUAUUAUUGGCCAAUUACUUUAUGAUGGAUACAUGAACAUUGCAUCAAAUCUCAUAAAUGAGAUCAAGCCGCCAUCAGUUUGCUCACCCUCUGAGCAACUACUACAUCUUGCCAAGCUCGGAAUGGAGAAUGAUGACAAUACUGUUCAGUAUGCUAUUGGACGCUCAGACACUGUGGCUCCUGGAACAGGUAUUGAUAUGGAAUUUGAUGCUGAUGUCCAGACAAUGUCCCCAGAGGCUGCUGAGUAUGAGACAUGCUAUGUGACAUCGCACAAAGGACCGUGUCGCGUGGCUACCUACAGCCGUGAUGGACAGCUGAUUGCUACAGGUUCGGCUGAUGCAUCCAUCAAGAUUCUGGAUACCGAGAGGAUGCUAGCAAAGAGUGCCAUGCCUAUUGAGGUCAUGAUGAAUGAGACAGCACAGCAAAACAUGGAGAACCAUCCUGUAAUUCGCACGCUCUACGAUCAUGUGGACGAAGUCACGUGCCUUGCUUUCCACCCCACAGAACAAAUUCUAGCAUCGGGGUCAAAGGACUACACACUAAAGCUUUUUGAUUAUUCCAAACCUUCUGCCAAAAGGGCAUUCAAGUAUCUACAGGAAGCAGAAAUGCUGCGCUCCAUCUCUUUUCAUCCUUCUGGAGAUUUUAUUCUUGUGGGUACACAGCACCCUACUCUGCGAUUGUAUGACAUCAACACUUUUCAGUGCUUUGUGUCGAGCAAUCCUCGUGAUCAGCAUAAAGAUGCAAUCUGUGCGGUGAGCUACAAUCCUAGUGCCAAUACAUAUGUGACUUGCAGCAAAGAUGGCAACAUCAAGCUCUGGGAUGGCGUCUCAAACCGUUGCAUCACAACGUACGAGAAAGCCCACGACGGUGCAGAGGUGUGCUCCAUUAUGUUCUCAAGAAAUUCAAAGUAUGUUUUGUCAAGUGGAAAGGAUUCUAUUGUGAAACUGUGGGAAAUAUCAACUGGACGCACAAUGGUCAAAUAUACAGGAGCAGGAUUGAGUGGUAGGCAAACACACCGCACCCAGGCGGUUUUCAACCACACUGAAGAUUACGUGCUUCUCCCUGAUGAAAGAACGAUAAGCCUUUGUUGCUGGGAUUCGCGUACAGCUGAGCGCAAGAACCUCCUGUCUCUAGGUCACAACAAUAUUGUCCGCUGCAUAGUGCAUUCACCUACAAAUCCUGGUUUUAUGACAUGUAGCGAUGACUUCAGGGCAAGAUUCUGGUAUAGAAGGUCCAGUACUGAUUGAUUGAGACAAUCAGCAAACGAUUGAUGAUGUAUGGAAGCUCACAACCUGGUUACUAUGCAUUGAGAAAGAGUUGGGCAGUUUGUAGGAAUAGAAAUUAUUUCAACGUGGUCAAUUCUCUUCUACUCUGCUCCAAACAUUGGCUUGAGGUAACAAUUCAUGCUAAGAUAUGAUAUUACCCAAUUCGUUUUAAGUUACAAUGUUGAUUAGCCUCCACACAUCAAUGGACUAUUUGGCCCACAUUUGUUCAUAUAAUUCCUUCAAGGGAUAUUUUGCAACAUGAGAAACCACAGGUUUGUGUUUCCAUGUUAUCUUCACGUGGUUUUAAAAAAUACGUGGUUUUAAAAAAUAAAAUUCUAGCUUUGUGUGUUGAGAUCAGUAACGCUCAAAACUCAAGUCAUUACUUUCUUCAUCAAGGUGCAACACCAAACACUUUACUUAUCCCAGUGGAUGAGGUCAAUGAGCUGUUACUAUUUCAGGAUUAAGUUUUCCUUUUGUAAAAACUAUUGCAGCAUAAAACCUCUUUAAAAUGGUAUACCGUCUCUGAAAUUUACAAAACGAGACCAUGAAACCUGUAGUUUUCUUUGGUACUCCUGUAGUGAUGAGUGCAAACACUGGCUAUGAAGGAUUGAGUUUGGGCGAUCUGAAUGUAGAUCUAAUGAACCCAGAGCAUAAAACUAGUACCUACUUGGUACGAAAUUAACCCAGAUAAGGCAGGUAGUUGAUUACCAUAAAUAGCCUCCAUCCCUUUUUGUAUUUCACGUAUAAUGUGAAAAGAAUUUUGCCGUUGAAGAUAAAUAACUUGAAGUUGAAUGGUGACUCUACACUUGUAUAUGCUUCAUGUUCAGUGUUGCUGAUUAAGUCAGUAUUUACAUGAGAAUUUCUACACUCUUUUUGGAUGUUCUUGACCAAUCUCCCUUUUUGAUAUGUUUUACAUCGAAGUUGGCAGCUGGUAGACUAAAAAUUGAUCCUAUUUUCAUAAUAAUAUUGUUUUACAUUUAUAAUAUGCAAGGUCACAAUGAAGCUGACCCAUUUUUCCUUGUAAUGUACUUGUAGUCUGUCAGCAAUGCAAAGUUGUAGCUACAUUCAUUGCUGGCAGCUUGGUGGUAAUGAAUAAACUUGAAAAU